Messenger RNA from Rhagoletis pomonella (apple maggot), 2305 nucleotides. RefSeq names its product protein takeout-like. The coding region runs from base 1288 to 2265 and encodes 325 amino acids. Lineage: Eukaryota; Metazoa; Arthropoda; Insecta; Diptera; Tephritidae. The record is from RefSeq and is a predicted model, not a curated record. The transcript is spliced from 7 exons.
UUUCUGUCCAAAGAGCUUUAAACCAUGAAAGUUGGCAAGGAAGCUUUUUUUUUGUCAAACUACCUUUCCUACUGCCUUUCAACUUUUUCCUUUAAGACAUGCUUGAUAGAUAACUGUUAAGUCAUGUUAGAUACUCAGUUGGCAACCAGAUAUUGGAUCUAUUCAAAAGAUCUAUAUAUGUGCAUAUGUACAUUCUGUCUGCCAAAAGGAUAUCCAAAUAGUGUGACCCUGUAUAAAAGAGCCUACUGCUCCCCAGUACUUACAGCGCUGUGAGUUUACCCUUUCAGUUGCUCGAAGAAGUCUCAAAGAAAACCAACUGAGUCUGCAAAAUGUUUCUGGCCCAACAAGGUUGAGUCCUCCUUCAUUAGAUCGUCAGUGACAUCGAUCACGCAGUGGUCUGCUACGCAAAACUUUAUUGCUACGUUUUCGCGCUGCUAAGUGUUGAAGCUAUAAAGGUGAUUUUGAAACACUUCCAAGCUUACUUCUGAUACCUCGAUUUAAAAAAUUUGUUGGUCAUCUGCCAUUUGCAUUAGAAAUUCUAAUGCCGGGUUCGUAAAGUCGGCACCUAUUCUGUCCUCUAUCCUUGGCCAAUCUUUGUAUUUAUGUACAAAUUUGGGAUCAAAGUGAGGAAAUGCGUUUGACCAGCACGUUCAGUCUAAAAUUUGAACCUGGAAUUUCCUGCAAGGACAGAUUUUUUUUUAGCAUAGAGUCAGAAAACCCGUGUCAUUCCUAUCCUAGCAUUUUAACCAAAAACCUGUAUGUUAGUUGUUAUUAUGAAGACUACCGGCAGGUUUUUGCAUUUGCAAGCCCUCUCUCCAGGUUGCUGCUGUUUGAACAAGAUUGUGGAGUGAAAUCCAUUCGAAAAUCGACUUUAGGACCUUGGUUAAACAAGUUCUCAAAGCAAACCUUUGCACUAUACGAAAACGUUAUUUUAGAGUUUUUCGUUUAGUUUUUGGACACCAGAUAAUCGAACGGCCAAUUAUCCGAUAUACAUAGCUACUCUAUUGACCUAUGGGUUCACAAUCCUAGUCCGACCAAAGAGUCUUCCACAGUCGCACAUGGCUCCCUUCGGCUUCAAGCCUGACGGAAAACAAGCAUUUUUCAAAUCCCGUAUUAAAGCUGAUUCUAACACAAAACUAAUUCCCUUACACAUUUCUUACAGCUAGCGAUCUUAAGCGAUGCGUAGCCGGUGAUAGCAAGUGCAUUAUAAAAAAUAUAAAUACUGUGUUCGGCGAAAAAAAUCAAGGAGACGAAAGUUUCGGUCUGAGCCAAACGGAACCAUUCAAAAUGGAAGACAUAAUUAUUAAACAGGAUCCGGCGAAUCCGGUGGCAAUUUAUUUAGCAUUAAAGAAUCCCGUAGUAUAUGGCACUAAAAACAUAAGAGCGAGGAAGGUUAAGGGAUUUGGCAAAACCCCAGAUGGUCGCCAUGAAUUGCUUUUGCACGCGCCCUACAUCUCAAUGAUAUCCGAUUAUGAAAUUGAUGGCAAAGUGCUGAUUUUGCCCAUAAAAGGUCAAGGCAAGAGUAAUAUCACGUUGGUUGAACCACUAAUGAAAAUGAUCAUAGAUGCCACCGCGCGCAUCGAAGAUGCCGACGAUCCGAAGCCAUGUAAAUUUGGAGAUGACGAAUGUUUACUGAAAGCUGUAAAUUUUUAUUUGGGUGACAAAAAUCAAGGUGACUCAGCAAUUAAUUUGCUUAAAAUUGAUCCACUCGAUGCUGGCACAUUUACACUCAAGCAAGGAGCGGACAAUCCUGUGAAUAUUGACUUAACAUUUAUCAAAAACAAAAUCACCGGCGUUGCCCAUGCUCAGGCAUACAAAGUUAGAGGCUUUGGCAAAGAUUUAGCCAAGAAACAUGAGCUGCGUUUCAAAGUGCCCGUAGCUAGCUUGAUCGGUGACUACAAGAUUCAAGGACGCGUUUUAAUUUUACCAAUAAGUGGUUCGGGCAAAAAUAAUAUUACCAUGUUGAAUGCGGAUUUCGUACUCCAGUGGGUGGGUGUGCCCGUGGAAAAGGAUGGAGCAACCUAUAUGAAAACGGACAAAUUUAGGGCAAUCGUUAAGCCCAAUAAAGUGAUUUUCGAUUUCCAAAAUCUUUUCAACGGCGACAAAGCGCUGGGUGAUAAUAUGAAUUUGUUUUUAAAUGAAAAUUGGAAAGAAAUCUAUCAGGAAGUUGAAGCAACAUUUUCGAAAGAAAUAUCUCGAUUGAUGGGAAAUGUUGUCGAUGCAGUUUUCUCUAAAACGCCAUAUAAUAAAUUAUUUACGGAAUAAAUACAAAAUAAAUAAAAAAACAAAGCAAAUAUUUCAAGGA